Molecule: messenger RNA, 2164 nt
Organism: Spirodela intermedia
Lineage: Eukaryota; Viridiplantae; Streptophyta; Magnoliopsida; Alismatales; Araceae
Source: the annotation of a GenBank genome assembly
AUGACUUUUCCAUCCCUGCUCUCUAAAAUGAUCCAAGAAUCUGAGGACAAGUUUGAUCCUUCGAAAGAUCUUAAUGUCAGCUUUGAGUACCAGUGCAACACCACCUGGAGCCCUACUCCAAAGCCGCCCUGCGAUUUUGAAAUAUGUACGGGGAUUCAAAUACAAAGUUCUAUGAUGAUGAUGAGGAGCAGUUCCUCAUUCUCCUGCCUCUCAGGUGCCGCCCUUAGCGCCAAUGCUACCUUGGCGAACACGAACAUAUGCAAUGGCAUCAUCGGAGAAGGAAUACUGCCUGGGCUGGAUUCCCCCAAGUCAUUCAAGCGCCUGUCGUCUUCUCCGUCCCUUUCAAAGCUAGACCUUCCGAACUCAUCUUCUCACAGUAGCAUCUCUACCUUGGGUGGAAGCACCCAGUCUGACAAUGAACCGAUCGAAAACGGGAAGAGUAUACCGACCCAUUCAAGUGCUCCGAUGAGGCUGGAAUCAUACAGCUUCCUCAACGCGAUGGACAUCCAAUUGGCAGGAGGAGCGGCAGGAGAAGAUCGCGUUCAGGCCGUGUGCUCCGAGGAAAAUGGCUGGCUGUUCUGUGGAAUUUAUGAUGGAUUCAAUGGGAGAGACGCCGCAGACUUUUUAGCUGGAACUUUCUACGACAGAAUAGGACUAUCUCUGCAGAUUUUGGAGUGGCACAUGAAGCAGGAGGCCACAGCCGUUUCACCUGGCAAAGCUCCUCCGAGACUGGGGGGAAUCGACAGAGAACUCACUGAUUCUGAAGUUGAAGACAAAUUGAAACUGUUUUCUAUCGAUGCUGAUGGAGGCAUUUCUCCUGAAUCUUACCGUGAUGGCGUGCUGAGAUCCCUCACUUAUGCCCUCGCUCAAGCUGAGAAGGAUUUCAUGUACAUGGUUGAGCAAGAGAUGGAGAACCGCCCCGACCUCGUCUCUAUUGGGUCUUCCGUCCUAGUUAUGCUCCUUCAUGGGUUAGAUCUGUACAUCCUGAAUCUGGGGGACAGUAGAGCAGUCCUGGCCACCACCCAAAACGGUUACCUGCAAGCCGUCCAACUCACAGAGAUCCACUCAGUAGACAAUGAGGUCGAGUACAACAAGGUCAUCGCUGAUCAUCCAGAUGAUCCUUCGCCAAUCACUGGCGGGAGGUUGAAAGGGAAGCUGAAACUGACCCGCGCACUUGGUGUUGGUUACUUGAAGAAGGUAUUAUUCUUUCUAGUUUCCUCAUUUGUGUGUAUGCCAUGUGGGCUGUCUAAUUCUGAUCUCUUCUCUCCGAUCUAAUUAUGCAGAGUAACUUGAAUGAUGCACUCAUGGGCAUCCUCCGAGUUCGCAAUUUGAUCAGCCCCCCAUAUGUCUACACUCAUCCCUUUACUACAUCCCACAGAGUGGCAGAGAACGACCUGUUUGUUGUCUUGGGGAGUGACGGCCUCUUUGAUCAUUUCAGCAAUGACAACGUGGUCAAACUUGUUCAUCAGUUUGUGCAGGAACACCCGUUUGGUGAUCCUGCAAAGUUCCUGAUCGAGCAGCUCGUAUCAAAAGUCGCUGAAACUUCAGGUAAGAUUUAACCCUUUCUAAGUUUAAUCAACAGAUGAGCGUAGUGAAAUGGGCUUUUUGCGCAUACCUUCUCCUUAAUAUUUAAUCUCGUUAGGACGCCAAUUGAAAGGAAAAGAGUGAAGCCCAAGUGUCACAUCCCAUCUCUCCCUUUAAUGAUAUGAAACCAUGUUUCGAGUUCUAAGACGUUUUAUGCCGUUUUUAUUAUUAUAACUACCUCACCCUACGCUCUUGGUCAUGGAUACCCGUCGCACAAUUUAGCACAAGAAUCAAUACCAGCCCUCUUUAGCAUGCCAACCCUCCUUUUCCAGCAGCGUUUGCCUCUACUAUAACGUAAUCGUCAGUCAUGUAGGUAGGCUUUAAUCCACAAAGAAAAUACCCGCUAAGGCUGCUUUGAACCAUGACUGAUGUCUGAUGUCUAGGAUUGGCUUUGCCAGCACAUAUGAAUCUCUUGAGGGCCAUUAACAACGCUUUGAACCAUGCUAUUUCAGGCUUCAGUGUGGAAGAGUUGAUGAGGAUCCCGGUCGGGCGGAGGAGAAAGUACCAUGAUGAUUUGACGGUCAUCGUGAUCAUCCUCGGGAAUAAGCAGCGGAUGUCGACUGCAUCGACGUCUCUUUAG